AUGGUCUACACAAUCGUUGUCCAUUUCUACAAUUCCGGUUCAACAGACCAGGUCACUGUAACAGAAAACACGACAGCUUAUAGCAAGUACCGUCUGCGACCACGGGUGCUCGUGGACGUCUCGAACGCAGACACCAGCACCACCGUGUUUGGACGGAAGAUCGCCUUUCCACUAUGUGUAGCGCCGGCGGGGAUUCAGGCAAUGGCACACUCCGACGGUGAACUGGCGACGAGUCGAGCGUGUGCUAAACAGCAGGUCCACAUGGCUGUUUCGUCGUUCGCCAACUAUUCUGUGGAGGAAAUUCGCGCGGCCGGACUUGAUAUCGGACCAAUGGAACAUACCAUGCAAAUCUACACCAUGCAAGAUCGGGCCAAACAGGAGCGUAUCAUAAAACGUGCCGAGGCUGCGGGCUGCGUUGCGAUUUUUUUAACGGCAGAUAGUCCGAUCCUUGGCGUUCGGUAUGGCGAGCACCGCAACGAUUUCCGAACCCCCGCAGGUCUGAACUUUCCCAUGUUGGAGAAGACGUCGGAGAUGAUCCGUGCCGAGACGCACGAGGAUGGGUUUACGGGAGUCAAUUCAAGCUCGCACUCGUGGGCCCGAGAAAUCCCUUGGCUGAGAAGCGUGACGAAAAUGCAAAUUUGGAUCAAGGGUGUCCUAACGGCGGAGGAUGUUGAGCUUGCAAUCGAAUACAACUGCGAGGGAGUUAUCAUUAGUAAUCAUGGUGGCAGGCAGCUCGAUGGCACUCCUGCCACUAUUGACGCUCUGCCCGAAUGUGCUAGAACCGCCAAGGGUCGGAUCCGCGUACAUAUUGACGGGGGCAUCCGGAACGGAACUGACAUCUUCAAGGCGCUGGCGCUUGGUGCGGAAUGUUGCUGGAUCGGACGACCGAUCAUCUGGGGUCUUGCGUACGAUGGGGAGGCUGGGGCGAGUAAAGUGCUGGAAGUUCUGUAUACAGAAUUCAAGCACUGCAUGCAGCUGACGGGGUGUAAGAGCGUUGCGGAUAUUUCUCCCGCUUCGUUAGGGGUAGUUCGCAGCGAUGGGCCAUUGGCUCGGUUGUAGCUGUUGCUCCCGACUUUGGUGUGCUAUUUGGGUUACUCUUUGCACACUCCGAGUAUCGACAGCGUUUCAUCAUUCCGUUGCAUGGUAGUGGUGGUAUCCGUCAGUCAUAAGGCAAGAGUUGAGAAGGAGAAUGAGUUGGAUGCAUGCCGAAGUCCCGUGAGCCUCUCAGGAAAAGGGCCAAGCGUGCACGUGCCCCCCACUCUUUGCUUUAACUUUGACGAUGGAGAAUGAGAGAACCCCGUUAUUCAGUCAUUUCCUUGCUUGUUGUGCUUUCGGUCCGGCAAGAGGAGAUAUUUCAAGAACAAAGACAAAAAGAAGAACAUUGGAUGCAUUGAGGUGGGAUCUUUCACCUUUUCUUAAACGAACACGAUCCGCCCUGGAAUGCCGGUUUCAGUGCUAUUUAUAGCAUGGUUCUGCAGGCAAUCACAUAGUGUGAUCUCGAUCGGCUUUGAAAUUGUGAAGGAUCCGUUUGAGGUUGAUCUCUUUAGUUAGAAUGGUAAUAAUACUAAAGUAGUAUAUGCCUCCGUGUCGGUUGUCGGUGCCCCCUAAUAUCUGAAUUUUCUAUUGCUGCGCCCUGUUCCUAGGGUUAUGGAAGGAAGCCCAGAAACCCAACCAAGGAAGAAGUUCCUGUCAUUUCUUGGACGGGUAAUGAUGCGCCUUGAAUGAAGUAAGCGUCCGGGGAAG
Aspergillus alliaceus is the source of this 1743-nucleotide messenger RNA. Its product is annotated as alpha-hydroxy acid oxidase. NCBI's taxonomy places the organism in Eukaryota, Fungi, Ascomycota, Eurotiomycetes, Eurotiales, Aspergillaceae. Gene Ontology annotation, molecular function: FMN binding; oxidoreductase activity. Bases 1 to 1059 code for a protein of 352 amino acids. The record is from RefSeq and is a predicted model, not a curated record. The transcript has 3 exons.